Messenger RNA from Tetrahymena thermophila SB210, 4056 nucleotides. Its product is annotated as kinesin motor catalytic domain protein. The record is from RefSeq and is a predicted model, not a curated record. NCBI's taxonomy places the organism in Eukaryota, Ciliophora, Oligohymenophorea, Hymenostomatida, Tetrahymenidae. Gene Ontology annotation, biological process: microtubule-based movement. The transcript is spliced from 8 exons. Gene Ontology annotation, molecular function: ATP binding; microtubule motor activity; microtubule binding.
AUGGAUAUAACUUCAUCUACUUCUCUUAAUAUUUAAGAAGAUAAUAUUUAAGUAGCUGUACGAAUAAGGCCAUUAAAUGAAAGGGAAAGGAAAUAAAAUGCUAGAUCAAUAUUAUCAAUUGAUCAAGAAAAUCCUAAUAAAAUAUGGAUUGAAUCUAAACCCGAGUCGAAAUCUUACAUUUUUGAUUGUAUUAUAAAUUCAGAUGUUUAAUAAGAUGAAAUAUUUGAAAAAAUUGGCAAGCCUUAGGCUGAUUUUUGUUUAAAGGGGUAUAAUUCAAGUAUAUUUGCUUAUGGUUAAACAGGGGCAGGUAAAACAUACACAAUGUUAGGAAAAUAGGGCGAUCAUAGAGGGCUUUAGCCCCGUGUUUUUGAGUAUAUUUUUAAUGAGCUAUAAAAAUUUGAAAAUAGUAGAGUAAAAUGCAGCUAUUUAGAAAUUUAUAAUGAGCAAAUUAUGGAUCUUCUAUCACCAUCAGGCUCUACUUUAUUAGUUAGAGAAGAUUAAAAGAAAGGAGUUUACAUAGAAGGAUUAAGUGAAGAAAAAGUUACAAGUGCUUAAUAAGCAAUAGAGUUAUUAAAUACAGGAGCAAGGAAUAGGCAUGUUUCAGCUACUUAAAUGAACAUAGAAUCCUCUAGAAGCCACUCAUUAUUUUCUCUAACAAUAGAAACAAAAGAUAAGGAUAAUGAUGGAUUAGAAAAGAUAAGAUGCUCUAAGUUUCACUUUGUAGAUUUAGCUGGUUCUGAAAGAUAAAAUUUAACAGGAGCAGCAGGAUAAACUCUUAAGGAAGCUUCUAAUAUAAAUAAAAGUCUUACAGUUCUUGGCUGUGUUAUUAAUUCUUUAGUGGAGUAAAACCAAGGAAAGUAAAGACAUAUCCCAUAUAGAGAUUCUAGACUAACAUUUAUAUUGAAGGACAGCUUAGGAGGAAAUUCAAAGACAUUCAUUAUUGCAGCUAUUAGUGAUGCUUCUAUUUCAUUUUAAGAAACUCUUUCAACUUUGAAAUUCGCUUAAAGAGCAAAGAUGAUAAAAAACAAAGCUUAGCUAAAUGAAGAAAAUAAUAUAACAGAUGUUAAAGUAUUAAGAUUAGAAAUAAAACAGCUUAAAGAGAGACUUGAAUAAAUGAGGGAAUAAGAAUUAAACUUUGAAAAGUAAUUAAAAAGUUAAAUGAAUGAAAAGGAAUCUCAAGAUGAUGAGACAAUUAUUGAAUUAAAGGAGCGUCUUAGAAAAUUAAAUGAAGAUUGCCUAAAUAAUGAGAAAGAAUUUUAAAAAGCUAUCCAUAUUCUCAGACAGUAAUAAGAAAAUGAAGCUUCAAAGUAUGAAAAUAUAAUAAGAGAAAUGAAAGAUUAAAUUUCUAAAUAGUUCACUUCAGACGCUUAGCAAUAAAUUAUAAUCCAUUCUUAGCAAGUUAAGCUUAAGAUGUUAUUAGAGAAAACUUUUCCUAAUAAUUAUGAACAAGGAAAAUAUGAUAUGCAAUUUUUAAAAGACACUGAAAAUUUAUUAAAUGAUUUUGAAGAAGAAACUUAAUUUGAAAAAUCAACUAGUGGCUAUACAAGUCCUUACGAUAAUGCCCAAACUGAAUAAAUUAUAAUAGAAGAAUAGGAAUAUUCAUAAAAGGAUUACCAAACACCAAGUUCAUAGAAGGAUUGCUAAUCUAUCAAUUAAUAGAAGGACUAAUUUUUUCUUAUUUGCUUAAAUAAUCUUAUGGGUAAAAUAGAUCAAUCAAUUAAAUCUCGUAAAGAAUUUGCUGAAGUUCUCCAAAAAAUGGGGUUGGAAUAUGAAUGGAAUACUCCUGAAAAAAUGAGAGCAUGUGAAUAAAGUAUAGAUAGUUUAAGAUAGGAAUAUACAAGCUAAAUAUUUAAUAUGCAAUAGUAAGUUUAAGUGCUAAGAGAUGAAAAAAACUUAUAUUAACAAGAGAUUGAUAAACUAAAAACUUAUAUUGGAUCAAUGGAAGAAGAGAUUGAUAUGAAAAACAGAGAGUUAAAUAAAAUGGAUGAAAAAUAUAGGGAAUUGAGUUAAUAAAUGAGAUAAGAAAAUAAAUAAAGAUAAAGUGCUUAAAUGAUUGAAUUAGUUGAGAAAAUUAUAUUUUUAGAAGAAGAAAAGGAUAAACUGAUUAGAGAAAGUGAGAGGCAAAAGUAGUCAAUAGAUAUGUAAAAACAGGAAAAUAAUAGCUUGUAUAAUUAGUUUUAGCAGGUUUAAUAGCAAUUUGAAGUUUUACAAAGAAAAGAAUGUAUCUCUUGUGAAGAAAUUAAGGUUUUAAAAGGAUAAAUUAAAGAACAUGAACUUAGAGAGUUGAGCCAUUAAUUUAAAUUAAGUAAUAUGAAUAAUGAAUUGCAGGAUUUUAUUGAAUAGAAUACAUAAAUGCUUGAAGAAGCAUAAAAAUGGUAGUGCAUUGAGCAAACAAAUGAUUAAUUAACAAAAAAAUUAGAAGAUUUGUAAUCAGAAAACACUAAGUUGGCUGAUUAAGUUGAAAUCCUAACAGAAUCAAACUAAUUUAUAUAAAAUUAACUUGAAGAGAAAUCUAAACAGCAUACUGAGCUUGAAAGAGAUUUGUAAGAAAAAGAGAACAAGAUGUAAGAAUUAUAUAAAAAAAAUAAAAAUUUGUAGGAGAGAUAUGAUUAACUGCAAAAUAGCUAUGAUAACAUACAAAUAGAUUCAGAAGAAAAUAAUGAAAUUCUUGAAUAAAAUAAAUCUUUAUUUAGAAGAUGUGAUAAUUAUGUUGUUUAGAUUGAAAAAUUAACUAAAGAAAGAGAUUAGUUAUAAAUUUAAGUUACAAGAAAGCAAGAAUAAGCAUCAAGAUUUUAACUUAAGAUAUCUGAGUUGUAAGUCAGUUAAAAGCAUUUAUCAGGUGCUUUAAGAGAUGCUCAAGAAAAACUUUCUCAAGCGUAAAAUCGUAUAUAAAAUAUUAAGGUUAAAGCAAAGUACAUAAAAGAAUCAGAAAAAUGGGUAGCUGAAGCAGAAUCUAAGCUUCUUUCUAAAGAUAUAGAAAUCCAUUACCUAAAUUCAAUUUUCUAAGAAAAAGUAUAGAAAUGUAAUAAUAUUUGCUUGAAAAUUAACAAUAUCCUUGAUGAAAAUGAAAACCUGAAAGAUAUUAUAAAUUAAUUGCAUAAUGAGAUAGCUAAGCUUAACAAUGAUAACUUUAUAUUAUAAGAAACAAAUAACAGAUUAUGUGAAGCCAAUCAAAAUAUAUGUAGAGAAAAGGUAAACAUUCUUAGCAAAUUGAGUAAAUACGAAACAGAAAAUUUAGAUUUGUCUCAAAAGUUUAAGGGAUUAGAGCAAACUUUUAACAAUCUUAUGAUUUCAUACACAGCUUUAAAAGGCGAAAACAGUAAUUUAUAGAUGGCAUCUAUCAUAUUAAAUUAACAAAGACAGAUAACAGCCAAGUUAGAAACAGAACUAUAAAUUAAAAAUGAUAAGAUAUCUGAUUUAUAAGCUUACCUAGAUAAAUAUACAAAUUAAAUUAGGUCAUUAGAGUAAGAUUUGGCCUCAACAAAAAAAGAAUUAGAGCAAUUUAAAAAGUAACCUUAAGCCAGCUCUCCUUAAUUAAAGGAGCAUUAAGUAAGAAUAGAUGAGCUUAUAGCCAUGAUUGGAUCAUUUGAGUACCACUGUGGUUUGGCUAGUGAGUUGUUAGAUAAGUUAGAAUUUGAAAAAUAGGAAUAAUGUGUUUUAAUUGAAACAUUUAAGACAUAAAUUAGAGCAAUGAGCGCUAGUAUUCAGCUUCAACAAUCCAAUAGCUUCUAAAGUUAUGGCAGAAAAGAAAUUCAUUACAUAGAAGGGAAAAAAUAUUCUAAAAAAGCUAAAAAGUAUAAAAGAAAAUAUUAAGAAGCUUUGGAAAAGAAUGAUAAAUUAAUCAUGUAAUAUGAGAGUUAAAUCAUUAAAUUAAGAAUAAAUCAAGAUGAAUUUAUAUAAAUACAGAAAUAAUUAGAAGAGAAAGAAACUAUUUCAAAAAAGCUAUAAGAAAUAAACAAUGAAUUAAAUUCAAAGCUAGUAAUGGCAAAUAAAAUAGUUUAGCAAGUUUAGCAAACAGAAUAUAUCUAGUUCUAGCAAGUGCAUACAAAUAUUUGA